Molecule: messenger RNA, 1443 nt
Organism: Oikopleura dioica
Lineage: Eukaryota; Metazoa; Chordata; Appendicularia; Copelata; Oikopleuridae
Source: the annotation of a GenBank genome assembly
AUGGUGAUUAUCAACAGCAACGAAAAACACAUCGGCAUCAUCGGCGGCGGCGUCGGUGGCACCACCGCUGCGAUCCGCCUCGCCGAGAAGGGCUUCAAAGUGUCGCUCUUUGAAAAGUCAUCAUCGUUGGUAAACGGCCCUCCCUUUUGCCACCUGCACGCGGGCGGCAACAUGUACCGCGAGAUCUCAGAAGACCAGUGCGUGCAACUCCUGCACGAGUGCAUCCGAACGGUGCGAAUGUACAAGCAUGUGUUGAAUCAUAGACCGACUUGUAUUGUGAUUCCAAAGAGAGAUCCUGGCCAACCGGAGACGAUCCUAAAACGGUUGGAAAUGCUUCAGACGCUUUACAACAAGCUCGUAAACGUCGAUCCCGAAAACAUGGUCCUUGGAGACCCAAGCGACUACUACCAAGUUUUCACGAAAGCAGACUGCGAAGCUCUCAGAUCCGAAGAAAUACCAAUUGAGCCCGCAAAUCUCACAGAUUGGCUCAUUCCCGUCGUCAAAAAUGUAGAUCUCGAUCAGUUGAAGUUCCCUCUUGUCAUGGUGAACGAGCUCGGCUGGAGCAUUCCCCGCCAAGCUGCCAGUGCUACUUUGGCGCUGUCGAAGCUACCGUCCGCCCGGGUGUUCUGCUCGACCACCGUCGAUGACGUCAUCGCGCACGAAGAUGGGACGUACACCAUCUCCCAUGGAGAGGAGGAAACUCACGUGGAUUAUUUGAUCAACGCUUGCGGCUACAAAACCGGCAGCAUCGACGAUUUCUGUCAAGUCAAAACGGAUCGCUUGGUCGAAUUCAAAGCCGCCUAUCUUUGCCAAUGGAACCAGCCAGGAUUGUGGCCGGAGAUCGUUUUCCACGGCCCGAGAGGAACACCGAUCGGCAUGGCCCAGUACACGCCGUAUGCAGAUGGGGUGAUUCAGAUUCAUGGAAUGACGGAGAAAGUGACCUUGUUUAAAAACGGACUUGUAAAGUCGACGGAAGAAUCGAGUCAACCGAAGUUGGAUGAAAAGUUUGAAACGAAGAUCAAUUCUGGUUGGACCAAAGCGGAUGUUUUUAAGAGAACACAACGGUCAAUCGAACACAUGCGAACAUUCAUCCCCUAUUUCGACGCGAAACCUGUCGACUCUCAACCCCUUUUCGGCGCCCAACAGAUUCCCGGAAAGAACGCCACCCUGCGAGCAGCUUCAGUCAGCUUCGAGCGACCAACUUACGCUAGAAUCGAAAUCGUCAAAGCUUCAAGUGCGAUUUCUGCAGCAGAUGCGAUCGUCGAUCACGUGAACGAGGCCUUUGAGGCUAAGACGGAACAAGAGUGUCAGCCAGUUGAAGAACUUUGUCCGGUAACAGGGGCGCUGAAGGAAGAUGAAGUGCUGGAGAAAGCGCUCGAAAUCUGCGAAAUGAGAAGAUUGCCAAAUAGUCUAGCCAAAUUUUACAACUCCCAAAGCUUUUAA